AUGUCUACUUCAAUCAUUUUUGUCAGUUGAACAGUGUAAACAACUAAGAAUCUGUGAAUAUAUGUGUAGAUUUAUUGUUAAAAAAUACUAUUAAACAAUUAUUAAAAUGCCUGAACAAAAAGAUGAUCCUCGACAAGUCCUAGCAAUUCUCAAUUCUCUGGGAUAUGUUGGUAUAACAGCACAAGUAUUGAAAGCAUUUAUGAAAGAUUUAAAAUUACUCCGUAAAAUUAAAGAACGUGAACGUCAACAAUGGAGAGAAGAAAUGAAAAGAAAAAUUUUCUUUAAACAGCAAAAAGCGUUAGCAGAAUUAUUACACGAUAGUCCAAGAAGUGAUGUGGCAUCAACUUUGUCUUCCAAUGAUUCUGUAGUAAAAAUAAAAAUUAAAUGUGUAUCGACAUCAGAUUAUGAUGAUAAUGACGAAAAUUGUGAUGAGAAUCAACAAACACGACCAAAUAUUCAAAGAUAUCAAUCUCCAAGUCCAUCGAGACAACGUCAACCAAAUGAAUUGAAAAAAGAAUCACUUGCAAAAUGUAAAAAGACUAAAAUAAAUGAACAACAGAAACUAAAAAAAGAAGCUGGUAAUAGGAAAUCAAGAAAAUCCGAAAGUGAAAUAAUUAAUUCACUUUCUGAUCAUACUCAUGGAUUGGUGAUAUCAGAGAAAGUACCUAAACGAUCCCGAUCUAAAAGUAUUACUUCUGAGUCUACAUGUACGCCACAUACAAAUCGACAAGCACUUUCAAGGAGUUCUUCUCAUUCACAUCCCAAAUCAUUCAUUAGACCAUGGACUUUACGUUCAGAUACCCAAGGUCCUCCACAACAGACUAAAUCAGAUCCUGUCAUGUUGUACCAGAAAUAUCAGAAGGAUUGGAAAAAAUUUCCACUUCCCGGUGAGAACUUACACACUCGAAUCAGAUGGGAAAUUCGAGAAAAGAUGCUGGGAACUUAUCCAAUGCCAAGGCCAAUCUUAAAGAAAUCUUUCAGUACUAUGAGCGUAAAAAGAAGAUGACGAUAUGAUAAAUUAUCAUUGAAAAAUUAUCAUCAAGUGUUCAUGAAUAAAGAAAGUUGAUAAUAAGAUAAUUAAUUGCAAGAAUAAAUCAACAGACAGCUGUAGGAUACUAAUACGUUUUAUAUUAAAUAGACGAAAUUACCAUAGUUUGUAAAGUUUAUUCAGAAGAUCCAUACAACUAAUAAAUAUCUUAUUUCAUUAA
Messenger RNA from Chelonus insularis, 1208 nucleotides. It is a transcript of the gene Hyls1, whose product is annotated as Hyls1 centriolar and ciliogenesis associated. The record is from RefSeq and is a predicted model, not a curated record. The coding region runs from base 107 to 1006 and encodes 299 amino acids. Gene Ontology annotation, biological process: cilium assembly. Lineage: Eukaryota; Metazoa; Arthropoda; Insecta; Hymenoptera; Braconidae. Gene Ontology annotation, cellular component: non-motile cilium; centriole. The transcript is spliced from 4 exons.